UAUAAACAAAAUUUGUCCAAGUCAAUCAGGCUUUCGCAACUGGGUCAAAGUGGAUAAGUGUUCAAUAAUGUCGGACGAGAAUCUAGAACAGCAACUGGGCGAUGCAGAGAACAUCACUCAUGAUAUCAAGGAAGAGUCCAGAGGCCUUGCAUCCGACCUUAUGCCCGAUGAACUGCCUUCUAAGCGCAGUCUCCGCGAGCUGAUCUUUUUCAUUUAUAUCAAGACCAUUCCCGAGGUGUCCAAACAGCACCCGGGGGAGUUGUCCCGCCUUUUUCGCAAUGGAGAAGUGCUCCUACGUCGACUGCGUGGACUCAUCGACAGUCGGUGCCGAUUCAUCGACUUUGAACCGAUGGAGCCACUGCAGGAGGCUAUCGCAGAGGAGCUGGCCAAGGAGUUGGGCUGCCUGACGAUGUUUUACAACAGCGGGCAUGAUAGCCGAUACAUGGUCGCCUACCGGCCCGGGUUUGAGCCCAAUAUCUUCGAGAUGCGGGCUCGUCGAAUGUGCCAAAAGGACAAGGGCCAAGAGAUCUACCCCGUGGAGGAGGAGGAAGAGUGCCGGCUGGAGCCGAUGUUCUUUCAGGAUGGCAAGCUCCACUGGCAUCAGCCCAUGGAGUUUGGGGACCGCAAAAAAGCGGAAAGCCCUGAUGAGGACUCGGUUUCCUUGGGUCGCAAAAUUCUCGAGGAGUUCAACCGAGACUACCAACCGAAACGAAGCAGGAAUAUGGAUUAGAAGAGGAAGCCAUAGAAACCUAUUGUUUUGAACUAUGUAAUAAAUAAUCUUAAAUCUA
Messenger RNA from Drosophila kikkawai, 788 nucleotides. RefSeq lists its product as uncharacterized. The record is from RefSeq and is a predicted model, not a curated record. Lineage: Eukaryota; Metazoa; Arthropoda; Insecta; Diptera; Drosophilidae.